Messenger RNA from Striga hermonthica, 276 nucleotides. The record is from the annotation of a GenBank genome assembly. NCBI's taxonomy places the organism in Eukaryota, Viridiplantae, Streptophyta, Magnoliopsida, Lamiales, Orobanchaceae.
AUGUCGAUGUCGAUGUUCAGCUCGUUCGACGCGCUUUGCGCCGAGUCAUUUUUCGGCCAGAAAAUCGGCCUUUUCAGUUUCCCGGCGACGUCCGGCCACGAUGACGGUAAAACACCGGAGUUGAAAAUCGGCCUUGUGAAGAAGGGCAAAGAAGUAAAUUCGCCACCGCCGCACCCGGAGAAGAAGAGGACGGAGGAUCGCCGGAGGGUUAGGGCGGCGAGGUUCGCGCCGGAGCUCGAUGGGGUCUACUGCUUCGAGACUAUUAUUCCUUAUUGA